Closterium sp. NIES-65 is the source of this 19734-nucleotide messenger RNA. The record is from the annotation of a GenBank genome assembly. Lineage: Eukaryota; Viridiplantae; Streptophyta; Zygnematophyceae; Desmidiales; Closteriaceae.
AUGGACGUGGUCGUGGACGUGGACGUGGACCUGGACGUGGACGUGGACUUGGACGUGGACGUGGACGUGGUCGUGGACGUGGUCGAGGACGUGGACGUGGACGUGGACGUGGACGUGAACGUGGACGUGGUCGUGGACGUGGACGUGGUCGUGGACGUGGACGUGGACGUGGACGUGGACCUGGACGUGGACGUGGACGUGGUCGUGGACGUGGUCGUGGACGUGGACGUGGACGUGGACGUGGUCGUGGUCAUGGACGUGGUCGUGGACGUGGUCGUGGACGAAGACGUGGACGUGGAGGUGGUCGUGGAUCUGGACGUGGACGUGGUCGUGGACGUGGACGUGGUCGUGGACGUGGUCGUGGACGUGGACGUGGUCGUGGACGUGGACGUGGACGUGGACUUGGACUUGGACGUGGUCGUGGUUGUGGACGUGGACGUGGACGUGGACUUGGACGUGGACGUGGACGUGGACGUGGACGUGGACCUGGACGUGGACGUGGACGUGGACGUGGACUUGGACGUGGACGUGGACUUGGACGUGGUCGUGGACGUGGACGUGGACUUGGACGUGGACGUGGACGUGGACGUGGACGUGGACGUGGUCGUGGACGUGGACGUGGAUGUGGACGUAGACGUGGACCUGGACGUGGUCGUGGACGUGGACGUGGACGUGGACUUGGACGAGGACGUGGACUUGGACGUGGACGUGGACGUGGACGUGGCCGUGGACCUGGACGUGGACGUGGACCUGGACGUGGACGUGGACGUGGACGUGGACUUGGACGUGGUCGUGAACGUGGUCGUGGACGAGGACGUGGACGUGGACGUGGUCGUGGACCUGGACGUGGACGUGGUCGUGGACGUGGACCUGGUCGUGGAUGUGGUCGUGGACGUGGACGUGGACGUGGUCGUGGACGUGGACGUGUACGUGGACUUGGACUUGUACGUGGUCGUGGACGUGGACGUGGACGUGGACGUGGACGUGGACGUGGACUUGGACGUGGACGUGGACGUGGAUGUGGACUUGGACGUGGACGUGGACGUGGUCGUGGACUUGGACGUGGACGUGGACUUGGACGUGGACGUGGACGUGGACAUGGACGAGGUCGUGGACGAGGACGUGGACGUGGUCGUGGACGUGGACGUGGACGUGGACGUGGACCUAGACGUGGACCUGGACGUGGACCUGGACGUGAACGUGGACGUGGACUUGGACGUGGACAUGGUCGUGGACGUGGACGUGGACGUGGACUUGGACGUGGUCGUGGACGUGGACGUGGUCGUGGACAUGGACGUGGUCAUGGACGUGGUCGUGGACGAGGACGUGGACGUGGUCGUGGACGUGGACGUGAUCGUGGACGUGGAUGUGGUCGUGGACGUGGACGUGGACGUGGACAUGGGCUUGGACGUGGACGUGGACGUGGUCGUGGACUUGGACGUGGACGUGGACUUGGACGUGGACGUGGACGUGGACGUGGUCGUGGACGUGGACGUGGACGUGGACGUGGACUUGGACGUGGACGUGGACUUGGACGUGGUCGUGGACGUGGACGUGGACGUAGACGUGGACCUGGACGUGGACGUGGACCUGGACGUGGACGUGGACCUGGACGUGGACGUGGACGUGGACGUGGUCGUGGACUUGGACGUUGUCGUGGACGUGGACGUGGACGUGGACGUGGACCUGGACGUGGACUUGGACGUGGACAUGGACGUGGACGUGGACUUGGACGUGGACGUGAACUUGGGCGUGGUUGUGGACGUGGACGUGGUCGUGGACGUGGACAUGGUCGUGGACAUGGACGUGGUCGUGGACUUGGACGUGGACGUGGACUUGGACGUGGACGUGGAGGACUUGGACGUGGUCGUGGACGUGGUCGUGGACAUGGACAUGGACGUGGUCGUGGACGUGGACGUGGACGUGGACGUGGACUUGGACUUGGACGUGGACAUGGACGUGAACGUGGACGUGGACGUGGACGACGUGGACUUGGACGUGGACGUGGACGUGGACGUGGACGUGGACUUGGACAUGGACGUGGACGUGGACCUGGACGUGGACGUGGACGUGGACUUGGACGUGAACGUGGACGUGGUCGUGGACGUGGACGUGGACGUGGUCGUGGACGUGGACGUGGACCUGGACGUGGACGUGGACGUGGUCGUGGACGUGGUCGUGGUCGUGGACGUGGACGUGGACGUGGACCUGGACGUGGUCGUGGACGUGGUCGUGGACGUGGUCGUGGACGUGGACGUGGUCGUGGUCAUGGACGUGGUCGUGGACGUGGUCGUGGUCGUGGUCGUGGACGUGGUCGUGGACGUGGACGUGGUCAUGGACGUGGUCGUGGACGUGGUCGUGGACGAGGACGUGGACGUGGACGUGGUCGUGGACCUGGACGUGGACGUGGUCGUAGACGUGGACGUGAACGUGGUCGUGAACGUGGACGUGGAUGUGGACUUGGACUUGGACGUGGUCGUGGUCGUGGACGUGGACGUGGACGUGGACGUGGACUUGGACGUGGACGUGGACGUGGACGUGGACGUGGUCGUGGACGUGGACAUGGACGUGGACGUGGACGUGGACGUGGACGUGGACGUGGACGUGGACUUGGACGACGUGGACUUGGACGUGGACGUGAACGUGGACGUGGACCUGGACGUGGACGUCGACGUGGACCUGGACGUGGACGUGGACGUGGACUUGGACGUGGUCGUGAACGUGGUCGUGGACGUGGACGUGGUCGUGAACGUGGUCGUGAACGUGGACGUGGACGUGGUCGUGGACCUGGACGUUGACGUGGUCGUGGACGUGGACCUGGUCGUGGACGUGGUCAUGGACGUGGACGUGGACGUGGUCGUGGACGUGGACGUGGACGUGGACGUGGUCGUGGACCUGGACGUUGACGUGGUCGUGGACGUGGACCUGGUCGUGGACGUGGUCAUGGACGUGGACGUGGACGUGGACGUGGUCGUGGACGAGGACUUGGAUGUGGACGUGGUCGUGGACCUGGACGUUGACGUGGUCGUGGACGUGGACCUGGUCGUGGACGUGGUCAUGGACGUGGACGUGGACGUGGACGUGGUCGUGGACGUGGACGUGUACGUGGACUUGGACUUGGACGUGGUCGUGGACGUGGACGUGGACGUGGACGUGGACAUGGACGUGGACUUGGACGUGGACGUGGACGUAGACUUGGACGUGGACGUGGACGUGGUCGUGGACUUGGACGUGGACGUGGACUUGGACGUGGACGUGGACGUGGACAUGGACGUGGUCGUGGACGUGGACGUGGACGUGGUCGUGGACGUGGACGUGGACCUGGACGUGGACCUGGACGUGGACCUGGACGUGGACGUGGACGUGGACAUGGACUUGGACGUGGACGUGGUCGUGGACGUGGACGUGGACUUGGACGUGGUCGUGGACGUGGACGUGGUCGUGGACGUGGACGUGGUCAUGGACGUGGUCGUGGACGAGGACGUGGACGUGGUCGUGGACGUGGACGUGAUCGUGGACGUGGACGUGGUCGUGGACGUGGACAUGGGCUUGGACGUGGACGUGGACGUGGUCGUGGACUUGGACGUGGACGUGGACUUGGACGUGGACGUGGACGUGGUCGUGUACGUGGACGUGGACGUGGACGUGGACUUGGACGUGGACGUGGACUUGGACGUGGUCGUGGACGUGGACGAAGACGUAGACGUGGACGUGGACGUGGAUGUGGACGUGGACCUGGACGUGGAUGUGGACGUGGACGUGGACUUGGACGUGGACGUGGACGUGGACGUGGUCGUGGACUUGGACGUGGAUGUGGACUUGGACGUGGACGUGGACGUGGACGUGGACGUGGUCGUGGACGUGGACGUUGUCGUGGACGUGGACGUGGACGUGGACGUGGACCUGGACGUGGACCUGGACGUGGACGUGGACAUGGAGGACUUGGACGUGGUCGUGGACGUGGUCGUGGACAUGGACGUGGACGUGGACGUGGACGUGGACGUGGACGUGGUCGUCGACGUGGACGUGGACGUGGACGUGGACGUGGUCGUGGACGGGGACUUGGACGUGGACUUGGACGUGGACGAGGACGUGGACCUGGACGUGGACGUGGACGUGGACGUGGACGUGGUCGUGGACGUGGACAUGGACCUGGACGUGGACGUGGACGUGGACGUGGACUUGGACGUGGACGUGGACGUGGACUUGGACGUGGACGUGGACGUGGACGUGGUCGUGGACGUGGACGUGGACCUGGACGUGGACGUGGACGUGGACGUGGACUUGGACGUGGUCGUGGACGUGGACGUGGACGUGGACGUGGACGUGGACGUGGACGUGGACGUGGUCGUGGACGUGGUCGUGGACGUGGACGUGGACCUGGACGUGGUCGUGGACGUGGACGUGGACGUGGACUUGGACGUGGUCGUGGACGUGGACGUAGACGUGGACGUGGACGUGGACUUGGACGUGGACGUGGACGUGGUCGUGGACUUGGACGUGGACGUGGACCUAGACGUGGACGUGGAGGUGGACCUGGACGUGGAGGUGGACGUGGACGUGGACGUUGACUUGGACGUGGACGUGGACUUGGACGUGGACGUGUACGUGGACUUGGACUUGGACGUGGACGUGGACGUGGACUUGGACGUGGACGUGGACGUGGACGUGGACGUGGUCGUGGACGUGGACGUGGACCUGGACGUGGACGUGGACGUGGACUUGGACAUGGUCGUGGACGUGGACGUGGACGUGGACGUGGACGUAGACGUGGUCGUGGACGUGGUCGUGGACGUGGACGUGGACCUGGACGUGGUCGUGGACGUGGACGUGGACGUGGACUUGGACGUGGUCGUGGACGUGGACGUGGACGUGGACGUGGACGUGGACUUGGACGUGGACGUGGACGUGGUCGUGGACUUGGACGUGGACGUGGACCUAGACGUGGACGUGGAGGUGGACCUGGACGUGGAGGUGGACGUGGACGUGGACGUGGACUUGGACGUGGACGUGGACUUGGACGUGGUCGUGGACGUAGACGUGGACGUGGACGUGGUCGUGGACGUGGACGAGGACGUGGACGUGGUCGUGGACGUGGUCGUGGACGUGGACGUGGACUUGGACGUGGACUUGGACGUGGACUUGGACGUGGACGUGGACUUGGAUGUGGACGUGGACGUGGACCUGGACGUGGACGUGGAACUGGACGUGGACGUGGACCUGGACGUGGACGUGGACGUGGACGUGGACUUGGACGUGGACGUGGACUUGGACGUGGACGUGGUCGUGGACGUGGACGUGGACCUGGACGUGGACGUGGUCGAGGACGUGGAUGUGGACGUGGACGUGGACGUGGACGUGGACUUGGACUUGGACGUGGACGUGGUCGUGGUCGUGGACGUGGACGUGGUCGUGGUCGUGGACGUGGACGUGGUCGUGGACGUGGACGUGGUCGUGGACGUGGACGUGGACUUGGACGUGGACGUGGACUUGGAUGUGGACGUGGUCGUGGACGUGGACUUGGACGUGGAUGUGGACGUGGACUUGGAUGUGGAUGUGGACGUGGACGUGGACUUGGACGUGGACGUGGACGUGGUCGGGGACAUGGACUUGGACGUGGACGUGGUCGUGGACGUGGACGUUGACGUGGACGUGGUCGUGGACGUGGACUUGGACGUGGACUUGGACAAGGACGUGGACGUGGUCGUGGACUUGGACGUGGACGUGGACCUAGACGUGGACGUGGACCUGGACGUGGAGGUGGAGGUGGACGAAGACGUGGACUUGGACGUUGACGUGGACUUGGACGUUGUCGUGGACGUGGACGUGGACGUGGACGUGGUCGUGGACGUGGACGUGGACGUGGGCUUGGACGUGGACGUGGUCGUGGACGUGGACGUGGAGGUGGAUGUGGACGUGGACGUGGUCAUGGACGUGGUCGUGGACGUGGACUUGGACGUGGACGUGGACUUGGACGUGGACGUAGACUUGGACGUGGACGUGGUCGUGGACGUGGACGUGGACGUGGUCGUGGACGUGGACGUGGUCGUGGACGUGGUCGUGGACCUGGACGUGGACGUGGACGUGGUCGUGGUCGUGGACGUGGACGUGGACGUGGUCGUGGACGUGGACGUGGACUUGGACGUGGACGUGGACGUGGACGUGGUCGUGGACGUGGACGUGGAUUUGGUCGUGGUCGUGGACGUGGACGUGGUCGUGGACGUGGUCGUGGACGUGGACGUGGACUUGGACGUGGACUUGGAUGUGGACGUGGUCGUGGUCGUGGACGUGGACGUGGACGUGGACUUGGACGUGGACGUGGACGUGGUCGGGGACAUGGACUUGGACGUGGACGUGGUCGUGGACGUGGACGUGGACGUGGACUUGGACGUGGACGUGGACGUGGACGUGGUCGUGGACGUGGACUUGGACGUGGACGUGGACGUGGACUUGGACGUGGACGUGAACGUGGUCGUGGACGUGGACUUGGACGUGGACGUGGACGUGGACGUGGUCGUGGACUUGGACGUGGACGCGGACCUGGACCUGGAUGUGGACGUGGACGUGGACCUGGACGUGGACGUGGACGUGGACGUGGACUUGGACGUGGACGUGGACUUGGACGUGGUCGUGGACGUGGACGUGGACGUGGUCGUGGACGUGGACGUGGACGUGGACGUGGACUUGGACGUGGACGUGGUCGUGGACGUGGGCGUGGACGUGGACGUGGACGUGGACGUGGACUUGGACGUGGACGUGGUCUUGGACGUGGUCGUGGACGUGGACGUGGAUGUGGACGUGGACGUGGACAUGGACAUAGAUGUGGACGUGGACGUGGACGUGGUCGUGGACGUGGACAUGGACGUGGACAUGGACGUGGACGAGGACAUGGACGUGGACGUGGACGUGGACGUGGACAUGGACGUGGACAUGGACGUGGACGAGGACAUGGACGUGGACGUGGACGUGGACGUGGACGUGGACGUGGACGUGGACGUAGACGUGGACGUGGUCGUGGACGAGGACGUGGACGUGGACGUGGACGUGGACGUGGACGUGGACGUGGACGUAGACGUGGACGUGGUCGUGGACGAGGACGUGGACGUGGACUUGGACGUGGUCGUGGACGUGGACGUGGACGUGGACUUGGACGUGGACGUCGACUUGGACGUGGUCGUGGACGUGGUCGUGGAUGUGGACGUGGACUUGGACGUGGACGUGGACGUGGAUGUGGACGUGGUCGUGGUCGUGGACGUGGACGUGGACGUGGUCGUGGACCUGGACGUGGACGUGGACGUGGACGUGGACGUGGACGUGGACGUGGUCGUGGUCGUGGACGUGGACGUGGACGUGGUCGUGGACGUGGACGUGGACUUGGACGUGGACGUGGACGUGGACGUGGUCGUGGACGUGGACGUGGACGUGGACUUGGACGUGGACGUGGACGUGGUCGUGGACGUGGACUUGGACGUGGACGUGGACGUGGACUUGGACGUGGACGUGAACGUGGACGUGGUCGUGGACGUGGACUUGGACGUGGACGUGGACGUGGACGUGGUCGUGGACUUGGACGUGGACGCGGACCUGGACCUGGAUGUGGACGUGGACGUGGACCUGGACGUGGACGUGGACGUGGACUUGGACGUGGACGUGGACUUGGACGUGGUCGUGGACGUGGACGUGGACGUGGUCGUAGACGUGGACGUGGACGUGGACGUGGACUUGGACGUGGACGUGGUCGUGGACGUGGGCGUGGACGUGGACGUGGACGAGGUCGUGGACGUGGUCGUGGACGUGGACGUGGACUUGGAAGUGGUAGUGGUAGUGGACGUGGACGUGGACUUGGACGCGGACGUGGACGUGGACCUAGACGUGGACGUGGACGUGGACGUGGACCUGGACGUGGACGUGGACGUGGACAUAGACGUGGACGUGGACGUGGAGGACUUGGACGUGGACGUGGACUUGGUCGUAGACGUGGACGUGGACGUGGACGUGGACGUGGUCGUGGUCGUGGACGUGGACGUGGACGUGGUCGUGGACGUGGACGUGGACCUGGACCUGGACGUGGUCGUGGACAUUGACGUGGUCGUGGACGUGGUCGUGGACGAGGACGUGGACGUGGUCAUGGUCGUGGACCUGGACGAGGACGUGGUCGUGGACGUGGUCGUGGACCUGGACGUGGACGUGGUCGUGGACCUGGACGUGGUCUUGGACGUGGACGUGGAGGACUUGGACAUGGUCGUGGACGUGGACGUGGACGUGGUCGUGGACAUGGACGUGGACUUGGACGUGGACGUGGACUUGAACGUGGACGUGGACGUGGUCGUGGACGUGGUCGUGGACGUGGACGUGGACGUGGACGUGGUCGUGGCAUGGACGUGGACACGUGGACGUGGACGUGGACGUGGAGACUUGGACGUGGACGUGGUCGUGGACGUGGACGUGGACGUGGUCGUGGAUGUGGACGUGGUCGUGGACGUGGACGUGGUCGUGGACCUGGACGUGGACGUGGACGUGGUCGUGGUCGUGGACGUGGACGUGGACGUGGUCGUGGACGUGGACGUGGACUUGGACGUGGACGUGGACGUGGACGUGGUCGUGGACGUGGACGUGGACGUGGUCGUGGUCGUGGACGUGGACGUGGUCGUGGACGUGGACGUGGACGUGGACUUGGACGUGGACGUGGACUUGGAUGUGGACGUGGUCGUGGACGUGGACGUGGACGUGGACUUGGACGCGGACGUGGACGUGGUCGGGGACAUGGACUUGGACGUGGACGUGGUCGUGGACGUGGACGUGGACGUGGUCGUGGACGAGGACUUGGACGUGGACUUGGACGUAGACGUGGACGUGGUCGUGGACUUGGACGUGGACGUGGACCUAGACGUGGACGUGGACCUGGACGUGGAGGUGGAGGUGGACGUGGACGUGGACUUGGACGUGGACGUGGACUUGGACGUUGUCGUAGACGUGGACGUGGACGUGGUCGUGGACGUGGACGUGGACGUGGACUUGGACGUGGACGUGGACGUGGACGUGGACGUGGACGUCGACCUGGUCGUGGACGUAGACUUGGACGUGGACGUGGACUUGGACGUGGACGUGGACGUGGUCGUGGACGUGGACGUGGACAUGGACGUGGACGUGGACGUGGAUGUGGACUUGGACGUGGACGUGGACGUGGACUUGGACGUGGACGUGGUCUUGGACGUGGUCGUGGACGUGGACGUGGAUGUGGACCUGGACGUGGACAUGGACAUGGACGUGGACGUGGACGUGGACGUGGUCGUGGACGUGGACGUGGUCGUGGACGAGGACGUGGACGUGGACUUGGACGUGGUCGUGGACGUGGACGUGGACGUGGACUUGGGCGUGGACGUCGACUUGGACGUGGUCGUGGACGUGGACGUGGAUGUGGACGUGGACUUGGACGUGGACGUGGACGUGGACGUGGUCGUGGACGUGGACGUGGACGUGGUCGUGGACCUGGACGUGGACGUGGACGUGGACGUGGACGUGGACGUGGUCGUGGUCGUGGACGUGGACGUGGUCGUGGACGUGGACGUGGACUUGGACGUGGACGUGGACGUGGACGUGGUCGUGGACGUGGACGUGGACGUGGACUUGGACGUGGACGUGGACGUGGACGUGGUCGUGGACGUGGACUUGGACGUGGACGUGGACGUGGACUUGGACGUGGACGUGAACGUGGACGUGGUCGUGGAGGUGGACUUGGACGUGGACGCAGACGUGGACGUGGUCGUGGACUUGGACGUGGACGCGGACCUGGACCUGGAUGUGGACGUGGACGUGGACCUGGACGUGGACGUGGACGUGGACGUGGACGUGGACUUGGACGUGGACGUGGACUUGGAUGUGGUCGUGGACGUGGACGUGGACGUGGUCGUGGACGUGGACGUGGACGUGGACGUGGACUUGGACGUGGACGUGGUCGUGGACGUGGGCGUGGACGUGGACGUGGACGUGGUCGUGGACGUGGUCGUGGACGUGGACGUGGACUUGGACGUGGUAGUGGUAGUGGACGUGGACGUGGACUUGGACGUGGACGUGGACGUGGACCUGGACGUGGACGUGGACGUCGACGUGGACGUGGACCUGGACGUGGACGUGGACGUGGACAUGGACGUGGACGUGGACGUGGAGGACUUGGACGUGGACGUGGACUUGGUCGUAGACGUGGACGUGGACGUGGACGUGGUCGUGGACGUGGACGUGGACGUGGUCGUGGACGUGGACGUGGACCUGGACCUGGACGUGGUCGUGGACGUUGACGUGGUCGUGGACGUGGUCGUGGACAAGGACGUGGACGUGGUCAUGGUCGUGGACCUGGACGAGGACGUGGUCGUGGACGUGGUCGUGGACCUGGACGUGGACGUGGUCGUGGACCUGGACGUGGUCUUGGACGUGGACGUAAACGUGGACGUGGAGGACUUGGACAUGGUCGUGGACGUGGACGUGGACAUGGUCGUGGACAUGGACGUGGACUUGGACGUGGACGUGGACUUGAACGUGGACGUGGACGUGGUCGUGGACGUGGUCGUGGACGUGGACGUGGACGUGGAUGUGGACGUGGACGUGGUCGUGGACGUGGACGUGGACGUGGACGUGGUCGUGGACGUGGACGUGGACGUGGUCGUCGACGUGGUCGUGGACGUGGUCGUGGACGUGGUCGUGGACGUGGACGUGGACGAGGACGUGGACGUGGUCGUGGACGUGGACGUGGACGUGGUCGUGGACGUGGACGUGGUCGUGGACGUGGACGUGGACGUGGACAUGGACAUGGACGUGGACGUGGACAUGGACGUGGACGUGGAGGACUUGGACGUGGACGUGGACGUGGACAUGGACGUGGACGUGGACCUGGACCUGGACCUGGACGUGGACGUAGACAUGGACGUGGACGUAGAUUUGGACGUGGCCGUGGACGUGGACGUGGACGUGGACCUGGACGUGGACGUGGACCUGGACGUGGACGUGGACGUGGACGUGGUCGUGGACGUGGACGUGGACGUGGUCGUGGACGUGGACCUGGACGUGGACGUGGUCAUAGACGUGGACGUGGACGUGGUCGUGGACGUGGACGUGGACGUGGACGUGGACUUAGACAUGGACGUGGACUUGGACGUGGACUUGGACGUUGACGUGGACGUGGAGGUGGUCGUGGACGUGGACGUGGACGUGGUCGUGGACGUGGACGUGGACUUGGACGUGGACGUGGACGUGGAUGUGGACUUGGACGUGGUCGUGGACGUGGACGUGGUCGUGGACGUGGUCGUGGACGAGGACGUGGACGUGGUCGUGGUCGUGGACCUGGACGAGGACGUGGUCGUGGAAGUGGUCGUGGACAUGGACGUGGACUUGGACUUGGACGUGGUCGUGGACGUGGACGUGGACGUGGACAUGGUCGUGGACGUGGACUUGGACGUGGACUUGGACGUGGACGUGGACUUGGACGUGGACGUGGACUUGGACGUGGACGUGGAGGACUUGGACGUGGUCGUGGACGUGGACGUGGACUUGGUCGUGGACGUGGACCUGGACGUGGACGUGGACGUGGACGUGGACUUGGACGUGGACGUGGACGUGGAGGACUUGGACGUGGACGUAGACGUGGACGUGAUCGUGGACGUGGACGUGGACGUGGUCGUGGACGUGGACGUGGACGUGGUCGUAAACGUGGUCGUGGACGUGGACUUGGACGUGGACUUGGACGUGGACGUGGACGUGGACGUGGUCUUGGACUUGGACGUGGACGUGGACUUGGACGUGGACGUGGAGGACUUGGACGUGGUCGUGGACGUGGACGUGGUCGUGGACGUGGACCUGGACGUGGACGUGGAGGACUUGGACGUGGUCGUAUACGUGGACUUGGACGUGGACGUGGACCUGGACGUGGACGUGGACGUGGACGUGGACUUGGACGUGGACGUGGACGUGGAGGACGUGGACGUGGACGUGGACGUGGACAUGGACGUGGACGUGGUCGUGGACGUGGACAUGGACGUGGACGUCGACGUGGACGUGGACUUGGACGUGGACGUGGACCUGGACGUGGUCGUGGACGUGGACGUGGACGUUGAUGUGGUCGUGGACGUGGUCCUGGACGUGGUCGUGGACGUGGACGUGGUCGUGGACGUGGACGUGGUCGUGGACGUGGUCGUGGACGUGGACCUGGACGUGGUCGUGCACGUGGACGUGGACGUGGUCGUGGACGUGGACUUGGACGUGGACGUGGUGGUGGACGUUGACGUGGACUUGGACGUGGUCGUGGACGUGGACGUGGACGUGGACGUGGUCGUGGACUUGGACUUGGACGUGGAGGACUUGGACGUGGACGUGGAGGACUUGGACGUGGACGUGGAUGUGGACGUGGACGUGGACGUGGACGUGGACGUGGUCGUGGACGUGAUCGUGGACGUGGACCUGGACGUGGACGUGGACGUGGACGUGGACUUGGACGUGGACGUGGAUGUGGACGUGGACCUGGACGUGGACGUGGACGUGGACGUGGACGUGGACGUGGACCUGGACGUGGACGUGGACCUGGACGUGGACGUGGACGUGGACGUGGACCUGGACGUGGACGUGGACGUGGACCUGGACGUGGACGUGGUCGUGGACGUGGACGUGGUCGUGGACGUGGUCAUGGACGAGGACGUGGACGUGGUCGUGGUCGUGGAACUGGACGAGGACGUGGUCGUGGAAGUGGUGCUGGACGUGGACGUGGACUUGGACUUGGACGUGGACGUGGUCGUGGACGUGGACGUGGACGUGGACGUGGUUGUGGACGUGGACUUGGACGAAGACUUGGACGUGGACGUGGACGUGGUCGUGGACUUGGACGUGGACGUGGAGGACUUGGACGUGGACGUGGACGUGGACGUGGACGUGGACUUGGACGUGGACGUGGAGGACUUGGACGUGGUCGUGGACGUGGACGUGGACAUGGACGUGGUCGUGGACGUGGACCUGGACGUGGACGUGGACGUGGACUUGGACUUGGACAUGGACGUGGACGUGGAGGACUUGGACGUGGACGUGGAGGACUUGGACGUGAUCGUGGACGUGGACGUGGACGUGGACGUGGUCGUGGACGUGGUCGUGGUCGUGGACGUGGACGUGGUCGUGGACGUGGUCGUGGACGUGGACUUGGACGUGGACGUGGACGUGGACGUGGUCGUGGACUUGGACGUGGACGUGGACUUGGACGUGGACGUGGAGGACGUGGACAUGGUCGUGGACGUGGACGUGGACGCGGUCGUGGACGUGGACCUGGACGUGGACGUGGACGUGGACUUGGACGUGGACGUGGACGUGGAGGACUUGGACGUGGACGUAGACGUAGACGUGAUCGUGGACGUGGACGUGGACGUGGACGUGGUCGUGGACGUGGACGUGGACGUGGACAUGGACGUGGUCGUGGUCUUGGACGUGGUCGUGGACGUGGACGUGGACGUGGUCGUGGACUUGGACGUGGACGUGGAGGACUUGGACGUGGACGUGGAGGACUUGGACGUGGACGUGGACGUGGACGUGGACGUGGACGUGGACGUGGUCGUGGACGUGAUCGUGGACGUGGACCUGGACGUGGACGUGGACGUGGACUUGGACGUGGACGUGGACUUGGACGUGGUCGUUGACGUGGACGUGGUCGUGGACGUGGUCAUGGACGAGGACAUGGACGUGGUCGUGGUCGUGGAUCUGGACGAGGACGUGGUCGUGGAAGUGGUCUUGGACGUGGACGUGGACAUGGACUUGGACGUGGACGUGGUCGUGGACGUGGACGUGGACGUGGUCGUGGACGUGGACUUGGACGUGGACUUGGACGUGGACGUGGACGUGGACGUGGUCGUGGACUUGGACGUGGACGUGGACUUGAACGUGGACGUGGAGGACUUGGACGUGGUCGUGGACGUGGACGUGGACGUGGUCGUGGACGUGGACCUGGACGUGGACGUGGACGUGGAGGACUUGGACGUGGACGUGGACGUGGACGUGAUCGUGGACGUGGACGUGGACGUAGACGUGGUCGUGGACGUGGUCGUGGUCGUGGACGUGGACGUGGUCGUGGACGUGGUCGUGGACGUGGACUUGGACGUGGACUUCGACGUGGACGUGGACGUGGACUUGGUCGUGGACUUGGACGUGGACGUGGACUUGGACGUGGACGUGGAGGACUUGGACAUGGUCGUGGACGUGGACGUGGUCGUGGACGUGGACCUGGACGUGGACGUGGACGUGGACGUGGACGUGGACGUGGAGGACUUGGACGUGGACGUGGACGUGGACGUGGUCGUGGACGUGGACGUGGACGUGGUCGUGGACGUGGUCGUGGACGUGGACGUGGACGUGGACGUGGUAGUGGACGUGGACGUGGACGUGGACCUGGACCUGGACUUGGACGUGGACGUGGACGUGGACGUUGACGUGGUCGUGGACGUGGUCGUGGACGUGGACGUGGACGUGGUCGUGGACGUGGACCUGGACGUGGACGUGGACGUGGACGUGGACGUGGAGGACUUGGACGUGGACGUGGACGUGGACGUGGUCGUGGACGUGGACGUGGACGUGGACGUGGUCGUGGACGUGGUCGUGGACGUGGACGUGGACGUGGACGUGGUAGUGGACGUGGACGUGGACGUGGACGUGGACCUGGACUUGGACGUGGACGUGGACGUGGACGUUGACGUGGUCGUGGACGUGGUCGUGGACGUCUUCAUGGACGUGGACGUGGACGUGGACGUGGUCGUGGACGUGGACCUGGACGUGGACGUGGACGUGGUCGUGGACGUGGACGUGGACCUGGACCUGGACCUGGACGUGGACUUGGACGUGGACGUGGUCGUGGACGUGGACGUGGUCGUGGACGUGGACUUGGACCUGGACGUGGACCUGGACGUGGACCUGGAGGACGUGGACGUGGAGGACGUGGACGUGGACGUGGACGUGGAAGACGUGGACGAGGAGGACGUGGACAUGGACGUGGAGGACGUGGACGUGGACGUGGACGUGGACCUGGACGUGGACGUGGACUUGGACGUGGACGUGCACCUGGACAUGGACUUGGACCUGGACGUGGACCUGGACGUGCACGUGGACUUAGACGUGGACGUGGACGUGGACGUGAACGUGGACGUGGACGUGGUCGUGGACGUCGACGUGGACGUGGACCUGGACGUGGACGUGGACUUGGACAUGGCCGUCGACGUGGACGUGGUCGUGGACGUGGACGUGGACGUGGACGUGGUCGUGGACGUGGACGUGGACGUGGAUGUGGACAUGGACAUGGACGUGGACCUAGACGUGGAUGUGGACGUGGACGUGGACCUGGACGUGGACCUGGACGUGGACGUGGAAGUGGACGUGGAUGACGUGGACGUGGACGUGGAGGACGUGGACGUGGACGUGGACGUUGACCUGGACGUGGACUGGGACGUGGACGUGGACGUGGACGUGGACGUUGAUGACGUGAAGGUGGACGUGGAGGACGUGGACGUGGACGUGGACCUGGAUGUGGACGUGGACGUGGACGUGGACGUCGUAGUGGACGUGGACGUGGACGUGGACGUGGACGUGGACGUCGUCGUGGACGUGGACGUGGACGUGGACGUGGACGUGGUCGUGGACGUGGUCGUGGACGUGGACGUGGACGUGGUCGUGGACGUGGACGUGGACGUCGUCGUGGACGUGGACGUGGACGUGGUCAUGGACGUGGACGUGGACAUGGACGUGGACCUGGACCUGGACCUGGACCUGGACGUGGACUUGGACAUGGACGUAGACGUGGACGUGGACGUGGACGUGGACGUGGACUUGGACGACGUGGACGUGGACAUGGAGGACGUGGACGUGGAAGUGGACGUGGACGUGGACCAGGACGUGGACAUGGAAGUGGACGUGGACGUGGACCUGGACGUGGACAUAGACUUGGAAGUGGACGUGGACGUGGACAUGGACGUGGACGUGGACAUGGACAUGGACGUCGACGUGGACGUGGACGUGGACGUGGACAUGGACGUGGACGUGGUCGUGGACGUGGACGUGGACGUGGACCUGGACGUGGUCGUGGACGUGGUCGUGGACGUGGAUGUGGACAUGGACAUGGACGUGGACCUAGACGUGGAUGUGGACGUGGACGUGGACCUGGACGUGGACCUGGACGUGGACGUGGAAGUGGACGUGGAUGACGUGGACGUGGACGUGGAGGACGUGGACGUGGACGUGGACGUGGACGUGGACGUUGACCUGGACGUGGACUUGGACGUGGACGUGGACGUGGACGUGGACGUUGAUGACGUGAAGGUGGACGUGGAGGACGUGGACGUGGACGUGGACCUGGAAGUGGACGUGGACGUGGACGUGGACGUCGUAGUGGACGUGGACGUGGACGUGGACGUCGUCGUGGACGUGGACGUGGACGUGGACGUUGACGUGGUCGUGGACGUGGUCGUGGACGUGGACGUGGACGUGGUCGUGGACGUGGACGUGGACGUCGUCGUGGACGUGGACGUGGACGUGGUCAUGGACGUGGACGUGGACAUGGACGUGGGACUUGGACUGGACCUGGACCUGAACCUGGACGUGGACUUGGACGUGGACGUGGACAUGGACGUGGACGUGGAGGACGUGGACGUGGACAUGGAGGACGUGGACGUGGAAGUGGACGUGGACGUGGACCUGGACGUGGACAUAGACUUGGAAGUGGACGUGGACGUGGACAUGGACGUGGACGUGGACAUGGACAUGGACGUCGACGUGGACGUGGACGUGGACGUGGACAUGGACGUGGACGUGGUCGUGGACGUGGACGUGGACGUGGACCUGGACGUGGUCGUGGACGUGGUCGUGGACGUGGACGUGGACGUGGACGUGGACGUGGACGUGGUCGUGGACGUGGACGUUGACGUGGACGUCGACGUGGACGUGGUCGUGGACGUGGACGUGGUCAUGGAUGUGGACGUGGAUGUGGACGUGGUCGUGGACGUGGAUGUAGACGCGGAUGUGGACGUGGACGCGGACAAGGACCUGGACGUGGAUGUGGACGUGGACGUGGACCUGGGCAUGGACUUGGACGUGGAUGACGUGGACGUGGACGUGGACGUUGACGUGGACGUUGACCUGGACGUGGACUUGGACGUGGACGUAGACGUGGACGUGGACGUUGAUGACGUGGACGUGGAUGUGGAGGACGUGGACGUGGACGUGGACGUGGACCUGGAUGUGGACGUGGACGUGGACGUGGACGUGGACGUGGUCUUGGACGUGGACGUGGACGUGGACCUGGACUUGGACGUGGACGUGGACGUGGACCUGGACGUGGUCGUGGACGUGGACGUUGACAUGGUCGUGGACGUGGUCGUUGACGUGGACGUGGACGUGGUCGUGGACGUGGACGUGGACGUCGUCGUGGACGAGGUCGUGGACGUGGUCGUGGACGACGUGGACGUGGACUUGGACGUUGACCUGGACGUGGACUUGGACGUGGACGUGGACGUGGACGUGGACGUUGAUGACGUGAAGGUGGACGUGGAGGACGUGGACGUGGACGUUGAUGACGUGAAGGUGGACGUGGAGGACGUGGACGUGGACGUGGACCUGGAUGUGGACGUGGACGUGGACGUGGACGUCGUCGUGGACGUGGACGUGGACGUGGACGUGGACGUGGUCGUGGACGUGGUCGUGGACGUGGACGUGGUCGUGGACGUGGACGUGGACGUCGUCGUGGACGUGGACGUGGACGUGGUCAUGGACGUGGACGUGGACAUGGACGUGGACCUGGACCUGGACCUGGACCUGGACGUGGACUUGGACGUGGACGUAGACGUGGACGUGGACGUGGACGUGGACGUGGACUUGGACGACGUGGACGUGGACAUGGAGGACGUGGACGUGGAAGUGGACGUGGACGUGGACCAGGACGUGGACGUGGAAGUGGACGUGGACGUGGACCUGGACGUGGACAUAGACUUGGAAGUGGACGUGGACGUGGACAUGGACGUGGACGUGGACAUGGACAUGGACGUCGACGUGGACGUGGACGUGGACGUGGACGUGGACAUGGACGUGGACGUGGUCGUGGACGUGGACGUGGACGUGGACCUGGACGUGGUCGUGGACGUGGAGGACGUGGACGUGGACGUGGACCUGGAUGUGGACGUGGACGUGGACGUGGACGUCGUAGUGGACGUGGACGUGGACGUGGACGUGGACGUGGACGUCGUCGUGGACGUGGACGUGGACGUGGACGUUGACGUGGUCGUGGACGUGGUCGUGGACGUGGACGUGGACGUGGUCGUGGACGUGGACGUGGACGUCGUCGUGGACGUGGACGUGGACGUGGUCAUGGACGUGGACGUGGACAUGGACGUGGACGUGGACCUGGACCUGGACCUGGACGUGGACUUGGACGUGGACGUAGACGUGGACGUGGACGUGGACGUGGACUUGGACGUGGACGUGUUGUGGACGUGUGGACUGGUCGUGGACGUGGACGUGGACGUGGUUGUGGACGUGGACGUGGACGUGGUCGUGGACGCGGACGUGGAGGUGGACGUGGACGUGGACGUGGACGUGGACGUGGACGUGGUCGUGGACGUGGACGUUGACGUGGACGUCGACGUGGACGUGGUCGUGGACGUGGACGUGGUCGUGGACGUGGACGUGGAUGUGGACGUGGUCGUGGACGUGGAUGUAGACGCGGAUGUGGACGUGGACGCGGACAAGGACCUGGACGUGGAUGUGGACGUGGACGUGGACCUGGGCGUGGACUUGGACGUGGAUGACGUGGACGUGGACGUGGACGUUGACGUGGACGUUGACCUGGACGUGGACUUGGACGUGGACGUGGACGUGGACGUUGAUGACGUGGACGUGGAUGUGGAGGAUGUGGACGUGGACGUGGACCUGGAUGUGGACGUGGACGUGGACGUGGACGUGGACGUGGUCUUGGACGUGGACGUGGACGUGGACCUGGACUUGGACGUGGACGUGGACGUGGACCUGGACGUGGUCGUGGACGUGGACGUUGACAUGGUCGUGGACGUGGUCGUUGACGUGGACGUGGACGUGGUCGUGGACGUGGACGUGGACGUCGUCGUGGACGUGGUCGUGGACGUGGUCGUGGACGACGUGGACGUGGUCGUGGACGUGGACUUGGACCUGGACGUGGACCUGGACGUGGACGUGGAGGACGUGGACGUGGAGGACAUGGACGUGGACGUGGACGUGGAGGACGUGGACGUGGAGGACGUGGAGGACGUGGACGUGGAGGACGUGGACGUGGACGUGGACGUGGACCUGGACGUGGACGUGGACUUGGACGUGGACGUGGACCUGGACGUGGACGUGGACUUGGACGUGGACGUGGACGUGGAUGUGGACGUGGACGUGGUCGUGGACGUGGACGUGGACGUGGACGUGGACGUGGACCUCGACGUGGACGUGGACUUGGACAUGGACGACGUGGACGUGGACGUGGUCGUGGUCGUGGACGUGGACGUGGACGUGGACGUGGACGUGGACGUGGUCGUGGACGUGGACGUGGUCGUAGACGUGGACGUGGACGUGGUCGUGGACGUGGUGCAUCGGCCAGUGUGGCCGGCAUUUCGCACUUAUAGUGCAAGUGGGGCCAGGGAGAACGGAAACACUCAUUUCUCAAAAAGUAAAGGGAAUCUAGCGCACUCACUCGAUCAGAAGGUGGGAAAUAAAUAA